This is a messenger RNA of Funneliformis mosseae, 1935 nucleotides long. The record is from the annotation of a GenBank genome assembly. NCBI's taxonomy places the organism in Eukaryota, Fungi, Glomeromycota, Glomeromycetes, Glomerales, Glomeraceae.
AUGGGUUCUCACUUUAUACCUACAACUUCAAACGUUGUUUGUUAUGAGAAAAAAAAAGAUAUAUGUUUAGUUGCCAUGAAAAGUGGCGAGUCGAUAAUGUUUCAAGGAAGUGUUCUUGUUGCAUCUAUAUUUGGAGACGCGAUUAUUAUGGGUCAUAGAUUGCACAGUGUUAUUGCCUCCGAAAUUACAACAGAAAAUCGUUUAUCAAUUGAUUUGAACUCUAAUAUUACGUUCCAUCCAGUGUUUUCUCCAAAAACACAUUCCUUGUUAGAAAUAGAAUCAAUAAAAAAACAGGAGAUGACUACGCGCAAACUUUCACAUUCUGGAAUUAUAGCUUGUUCAACGACAAUGUCGAUGAUUAACAAGCUUUUAUCAAAUGUGAACUUAGCUGAGGAAAGAUAUGAUACUAUUCUUGUUUUACGAGACUUUUCAUGGUGUGGCAUUCAAGAUAUAGAGCAUGUUACAUCUUCAUUUUUCAAUAAUAUAUUUACCGACAAUCUCGCGAAUAACAAGAAAAUUGAUCGUGAUACUGAGAUUGAGCAAUCAAAACGUGAUUUGUUUAAUAUUAAAGGAUUUUAUCCGAUUUUUGAUGAAGUUUCCGGAACAACAGCUAUAAAAAUUUCCCCUUCCUGGAAAAAUUCAGCAAACCAGCUCAUGGAUGAUACUUUAAACUUUAGCGUACCUCCCAUUGCCAUCAUUAGUGGGCAUAAAAAUGUUGGGAAAUCAACAUUUUCCAGAUACUUGGUUAACAACUUGCUCAACGUUUGCCCCAAAGUUGCUUAUAUUGAAAGUGAUGUUGGACAAUCUGAAUUCACCCCUUGUGGGUUAGUAUCGCUUAAUAUAUUGAAUUCCCCUAUCUUUGGUCCUCCAUUUACACAUAUACAACAACCCUAUAGAUCAUAUUUCAUUGGACAUAAUUCUCCACGCGAUGAUCCUGACUAUUACUUGGAUUGUUUGCGCGAAUUAGUUACAGCUUAUCGUCGUGACAUUGCUUGUGGUUCAGAGUACGGAAUGUAUGAUGAUGGACAAGUACACGUUCCUCUAAUUAUUAAUACUCACGGAUGGAGCAAAGGAAUGGGUUAUGAUUUAUAUCUUCAUAUUAUAGGUUUUGCUAAACCAACACAUAUUUUUCAGUUUUAUUCUGCAACAUUCACCAAUCAAAACCUUCCAUCACUCCCAGAGUAUAUUGUCUCUCCUACUGACCAAGCACCGCCCAAAGUUGCUUUUGUUGAAGCAAUAGAUUCAUCCGAACGUUCAAAUCGGGCAUCCGAUCACCGACUAUUAACCUUUUUGUCAUACUUUUAUUCAACAAAUGCCAUGGCAGUAAAUCAAGUAGAUACAAAAUGGUGGGGUUUUAACCUACCGUUGAUCCGUCGGGUACCAUGGUGUUUAGAUUGGAGUAAAGGGUUAACUGGGGGGGUUUUUAUGUUAUCCGGAGAGGUGCCUUUAAGUCAACUUUUGUACGCGUUAAAUGGUUCGAUUGUAGGAUUAAUUGGUGAUAUUGAUAAUCCUUAUACAAGUGAACAAGUUGACAAAGACGUAAUAUCCGUAAAAGAAUUAAAAGAUCCGCGAUCACGAACACAACCUCCGAAUUAUUUUCCUUGUCCUGAUUUUCCUCCACCUUCACCAACUAAACAUAAUUGUUUGGGAUUGGCCAUCAUAAGAUCCAUCGAUCCAGCAUCUCAUUCAUUUCACGUUCUUUCGCCGCUCCCUUCGUCAGUACUUUUUAAAACCAAUGCCAUAGUUAAAGGAACUUUGGAACUUCCAGUAUGGUUUAUGCUGGAUCAUAUUACAAAUAGCUCACUGGGUGUUUGUGGUAUUCCAUGGAAAAGAGUUCCCUACCUGAGAGUUGAAGCAGGAGAAGGUAUUGGAUAUGCGGCUCCAAAAGUAAGGAGAAAUAUUAGAAGACGUGGUCAAGAGAACCAAAACAUUUGA